This is a messenger RNA of Rhizophagus irregularis DAOM 181602=DAOM 197198, 180 nucleotides long. RefSeq lists its product as uncharacterized. NCBI's taxonomy places the organism in Eukaryota, Fungi, Glomeromycota, Glomeromycetes, Glomerales, Glomeraceae. The record is from RefSeq and is a predicted model, not a curated record.
UUUAAUUUUAUUUCAAAUAAAGUUUUUUUUUAUAUCGAUAAUAUCGAUAUGAAUGAGAUACUAAAAAUGGAAUGUUUUAACCAAAAAAUAUUUCAGCCAAAUGAUCAUCAUAGCUUUAUUGAGUUUAGUAUGGAUUGCCAGGUUGGACAGAAGUUUAAAGGUGAAGUACAUAUUGUUUAA